Molecule: messenger RNA, 2524 nt
Organism: Telopea speciosissima
Lineage: Eukaryota; Viridiplantae; Streptophyta; Magnoliopsida; Proteales; Proteaceae
Exons: 7
Coding region: 149-2314 (721 amino acids)
Biological process (GO): peptidyl-threonine phosphorylation; peptidyl-serine phosphorylation
Cellular component (GO): cytoplasm
Molecular function (GO): ATP binding; protein tyrosine kinase activity; protein serine/threonine kinase activity
Source: RefSeq, a predicted model, not a curated record
UUGAAGGGUGGUGAUCAUCAUCUCAUUCUUCAAUCCAGCAUGCAAACCUUAACCCCUUUUGACCAUUUCGAUUCACUUUCUGUAAAUGAUGAUGGGGUUUUAGUUUUAUUCUUUUCUUCCCUCACUCUGGAUUUGAAUUCUCACUUCCAUGGCCGUAUGGGAUGUCGGAGAUGUUUUGGAUUUCUUGAGGAAGAAUGGUUUCUCCGAUGUAGAAUCAGCUCUCAGAGACGAUAUCGUAGAGAGAGGCGAUUUGAGUUCUUCAGAUUUCGAGAGGUUUAUGUUUCCAAUUGCUCCUCCUCUUCCUCCGGUGAGAAUUCGAUUAGGUGGUCGACAAUCGGAGGUUUCUAAUGGUGUUGUUGAUCGUUCCGAUUCCAUCUCUGAUUCGUCAGAUGAUUUUGUUAGCAUCGGUUCUUCUACCAUCGUUGUUUCUCCCUCUGGUCUGACAAAUCCAUAUGCCGUUUGGCCUGAAGCUGGACUUAAAUCCGAAGCUUCAUCUGAUAGACUCUCUGAAUUUGGUACUGCCCGUGAUUACUAUGACUCUGAUGUUCUCUAUGAUACUAAUUGGUACAGCGAGAAAGAUGAGGGCUACCCUGAAAAUUCCUCCUUCAGCGGACCCGAAUUCUUUGGUUGUCCCAGUGAGGACAAGUAUGUUACUGCGUCAGAGGCAGAGAGGCAAUGUGAUAGACUGUUUGGUAUAAAUUAUGCAGCAGAAGGAUUUCAUUCAGUGACUAGUAUUAAUUGCUUGGACAAAGGGUGCUUUAAUGAUGCAUCGAUGGAAAAUGGUAUUUCAGUUGCUGAACAUUGGAAUAAGAAUGCCCAACAGGAACAUUCUGUUGAAGCAGGCUUUGAGGAUCGGACUGGAUGUUUUGGUUCUGCAGAUCCUCUUUGUGACUGUUGUAAGGGAGAAAAAGAUUAUUACUGUGGGGAGUAUGAGGAUUAUAACCACGUGAAGAGCUUGAAAGACCCUGAGCUGAAGGACAUUCAGUUAAAGCUUGUGCCUGAAUGCACCUUUUAUUGCGAUUCUAAUUCAGAGCACCAAGGAAAUGAGAGUUCGAACCACUCUAUAAAAAAAUGUUCUACAGAGAAUGUAGAUAUGAAGUUCUGUAAGGACACCAAUUUACAUUCUCAUGAUUCAGAAACCGCUUGUCAACCAUAUGGAGAUAAUGAUUAUGUAAUAGGAGAUGGAGAAAUGAUAGGAGAGCCCGAUGUAUCUGGAAUUGCAGGGGAUAAUGGGGAUUGUGCUACUCCUAUCGAGCAUCUAGCAUAUGACAUUGACAAGGAUGAAUAUGAAAUAUUCAACCUAAGAAUUAUACAUAGGAAAAACAGGACUGGGUUUGAAGAGAGCAAAGAUCUGCCUAUUGUUCUGAAUACCAUCAUAGCUGGCAGAUAUUACAUCACAGAAUACCUUGGUUCUGCUGCUUUCAGCAAAGUUGUUCAAGCACAUGACCUUCAUACUGGGGUGGAUGUUUGUUUGAAAAUAAUAAAAAAUGAUAAGGAUUUCUUUGACCAAAGUUUAGAUGAGAUCAAACUUCUGAAGUUUGUGAACAAGCAUGACCCUGCAGAUGAACACCACAUCUUGCGCCUGUAUGACUACUUCUAUCAUCAGGAACAUCUAUUUAUCGUUUGUGAACUCCUACGAGCAAAUCUAUACGAAUUUCAGAAAUAUAAUCAGGAAUCUGACGGGGAGGUUUAUUUCACAUUGCGCAGGUUGCAGAUCAUAACUCAACAAUGUUUGGAGGCAUUAGACUACUUGCAUGGUCUGGGAAUUAUCCAUUGUGAUCUGAAACCUGAGAAUAUUCUUAUCAAAAGUUACAGCAGAUGUGAGAUAAAGAUCAUUGAUCUUGGGAGUAGUUGCUUUCAGACAGAUAACUUAUGCCUAUAUGUACAAUCUCGCUCCUAUAGGGCUCCUGAAGUUAUACUAGGUCUCCCAUAUGAUCAGAGGAUUGACAUUUGGUCUCUUGGUUGUGUCUUGGCUGAGCUAUGCUCUGGUGAAGUGCUUUUUCCAAACGAUGCACUGGUAAUUAUACUUGCUCGCAUGAUUGGGAUGCUUGGUCCUAUUGAUAUAGAGAUGCUGUUGAGGGCGCAAGAUACUGACAAGUAUUUCACAAAGGAAUACGAUCUAUUUCAUGUUAAUGAGGAAACAAACCAAGUGGAGUACAUUAUCCCUGAGGAGUCCUCAUUGGAGCAUCAUCUACAGGUUUCUGAUGUUGGAUUUAUUGAGUUCAUCAGUUAUUUGCUUGAGAUUAAUCCACAUAGACGGCCAACCGCAAAGGAAGCACUACAGCAUCCUUGGCUGUCUUGCCCAUAUAAGUGAAGCUGUUCUUGAAUAUUUUACUGAGAUUGGCAUUGUGGGAAUGUGUGGUGUUUUGAAGUUUUGAGUGGAAGCUCUUCGCUGUGAAAAAAGGUUUUGAGAGUGAGAUUCUGCUCUGACUUUUUGUUGUUUAAUGUCUAUUGUGUGUACAGUGCUUGCAAUUUUAUUAUUUUCAGAGGGUGAGCACGUAGAGUGCUUGCAUUUUGAGCUUAC